AUGGCCGAGAAGCAGCCCCAAUUAGCAUACCCCAUGGCACCCUCCGCCAACGGCUACACCCGAAGCGACGCUGAGGCCGGCGCCGCCGCCCACGACGCCAGAGAGCAGCGCAAGAAGAAGCGCACAAAAUGCUUGCUCUACAUCGUCCUCUUCGCCAUCUUCCAAGCCGGUGUCAUUGCCAUAUUCGCGGUAACCAUUAUGAAAGUCAGAACCCCAAGGUUUCGCGUCCGCUCAGCCUCGUUCGAGAACUUUAACGUCGGCACGCCGGCCAGUCCCGCUUUCAGCGCCAGGAUGAACGCUGAGCUCGGAGUCAAGAACGCCAACUUCGGCCGCUACAAGUACCGGAACACCACCGUUGUAUUCUUUUACAGGGGCACGCCGGUGGGCCAGGCUAUUCUGCGGAAUUCUCGUGUGAACUGGAGAGCGACGAAGAAAAUCGAUGUGGCGGUGGAUCUGAGUUUGGGUAACGCGGCGGCGAACUCCCAGCUGGGUAGCGAUUUGAGCGCUGGGAUUGUGCCGAUCACGAGCCAGGCUAGAAUGACUGGCAGAGUGGAGUUGGUGUUCGUGAUGAAGAAGAACAAAGCGACGGAGAUGAACUGUAACAUGGAAAUUGUGACGGCUACACAGCAACUUAGGAAUAUCGUCUGCAAAUGA
This is a messenger RNA of Sesamum indicum (sesame), 654 nucleotides long. Its product is annotated as late embryogenesis abundant protein At1g64065-like. Gene Ontology annotation, biological process: defense response to other organism. Gene Ontology annotation, cellular component: plasma membrane. Lineage: Eukaryota; Viridiplantae; Streptophyta; Magnoliopsida; Lamiales; Pedaliaceae. The record is from RefSeq and is a predicted model, not a curated record.